This is a messenger RNA of Diceros bicornis minor, 204 nucleotides long. It is a transcript of the gene ZNF593OS, whose product is annotated as ZNF593 opposite strand. The record is from RefSeq and is a predicted model, not a curated record. The transcript is spliced from 2 exons. NCBI's taxonomy places the organism in Eukaryota, Metazoa, Chordata, Mammalia, Perissodactyla, Rhinocerotidae. The coding region runs from base 1 to 192 and encodes 63 amino acids.
AUGCGAUUUCGACGCUUGACCCCUGGCUACUUCCGGGUGCUACAGAUGCAGGUAGCCGGGAAGCUAAAGGCAGAGCCCCGGAGUCCAGUGGCUGGGGUUGUGGCUACACUGCUGGCUGUCCUCGGGCUGGGCGGCUCCUGCUAUGCCGUCUGGAAGAUGGUGGGGCAGCAGCGGCCGCCACAGGCCCCAUGACUGGCCCUGGGG